AUGAAGGCCAAUGGAACAACUAAAAGGUGCCCAACCAAGCGAUCGACGUCGCGUCGCUCCAUUGCCUCCCUGGUCAUCUUAGCGGGCUGUUAUUUGGUGGAAUUGUAGCAUACCUGUUGUUACAUGCGGAACCAAGGGGCACAGGACAAACGCCCCCUCAGAUGCUGGGGAGAUGUUUGUAAAUGUGUGUGUUUAUUUAAUACGCACAAAGAAUCCAAGGUGGGCGUUUUAAAACUGUUGUGAUAAUAGGGGCAAUUUCUUACCUCCCGCCAUCAGCCUCCUUGGGAUGGAGAAAAAUGCGCGGAGGGGGGGUGGUUGAUAAGGAGAAAAGUGGGGUGGGGUGUGAUGGGAGAGACCUGCCUGCUGAAAGAGGUUUGUGCAGAACAUCUAAAAGAAUAAGCCAGGUAUCUUUACUACGCGCCCCAUUUAAAACUCAUAAAAGGAUAGAAGAGAAAGCAGAUUAAAACCAUAUGGGCCAGGGGGAAAUCCACAGCGAUCGUAGGAUGUAAUCGCCUUUGAUUCCAGCAGAUAUAUAGCCCAGCAGGAAGAUACCUUCGCUUGUAGGAAGAUACCCUCUCUCCACCUCUUUUUUGGCGGGGGGGGGGGAGGCGGAGAUGGGGCUUCGCUUCUGUGAGGUGCCUCCGCAUCACCUUGUGGGUGUUUCUGUCUUCCAAGUACACUCUGUAUCCAUAUCGACGCCGGCUGCUGAGCUUUCGAAGUUUCCUCUCGGGAUCCACAGACAAUGACACACACACAGAGCCAGCCACAAUACAAACACGUUAGCAUGCCUGCAUCUAUCCAUACAGCACAUAAUCUCAGCCCCCCUCUUGGCGAAAUUCCUGCCCGGCUUGCUGAUUAAUUUUUUUUAAGGGUGCGCAGGGGGUGGGUCUGGAAUGGGGUUUCUUUCCUAUAGCUCUGGUCUGGUGCCCAUUUCGUGUGUCCUCCUUUCCGCGGAGGUCGUUCUUGCCAGAUUGCGGUCGCGCUUUCAGCCACUUACUUAGAUGAAAUACACAAGCAGAGUGUCAGUUUCAAAGCCACGGCAGCAGCCGCCGCCAGAGGAGCGAUGCUCGCCCUCCGCUUUUGGUCUUGAAAACUCCGAAGCGGGGAGAACUUUGGUAAAAGCAGCAGAGAAGCGUAAGGCUGAAUUCGGCGCCUCUUGUAGCUUGCUUGCUUGCUUCUUUUACACACUGGAGACGCGGGAGACACUGGGUUUAAAGGGAAAAAAUGGCAAAACCUAGAGAGGGGAUAGAUUGGAGCGGGUCGGGGAGGCGGCUUAGCUGAGAAAAACCAAUUUCUGCAGACUGGCUCUGAACAGUGGGUACCCAUCUGUCAACUAACCGGCUCUUUCCUUCUGAAACUGAAUGUUCUAAAUUUCUGACCUCCAGAUUCACUCGCGAGCAAGUUCCAUUGAAAUCUGCCAGAACCAUCUUCUUAUCAAGUACUGUUAUGUGUCUUUUCGGAAGGGUUUUUAGAAAAGAAAGAAAGAAAGAAAGAAGUGUAAGUUAAUAAGCUUGCUGAUUAUUUAAACUCACCCUGGAAAGAGUUGCUCUGCAGUCCACAGACCAGUGAUUUUUAUUUUAUUUUAACUGUGUAAUUACGGAGAGGAAAGGGGGGCGACUCCCAGGCUGCAAGCCCAUGCUCUUGGGACCUAAGACCCCUGGAGCAAAAUGAGGCUUGCUUUCAGGCAAACGUGCGUAGGUUUGAGGUGCUGCUCCCCAGGAAUAAUUUCCGGCUCCGCGCACACGUUGCAAGCAAGGCCCUAAGCUUGUCUUACUCCGGAGUAAGUCCUGUUGAAUUCAAUGGGGUCUCUCCAGAAUUACCACGCUGCGCUUUUCUUGCACCCCAUCUACUCCCCCCUCUCCUCACCUCAUUUCCACCCCCCGCCCCUUCACUGCCUGCACGUAAUGGUCAAAUUAUGCCCAUGAGGGGGCAACCCGCAACCCAGUUGAGCCGAAUGUCUUCCAACCAUUGACUUCUCUGGCACAGAGUUAUCUGCACAUGUUGGUUUGCCGUGGAAGACAAAGCAAUGCCAAAACUUCAGGGGGCGGGAGGAUUCCUCCCCCCAUCCAUUCUGUUGAAAUCUCUCGGAGAAAGAGGUGGUGGACUUCUUUCUCUCAGUGCCUUGACUAGUAGUUGUUAACUCUUCGGGACAAAGGGAGGGGGACGACGAAGGAGGCGGGGGCGGGGGAAGAUCCUGUCAUGCAAAUCCGGAUUCAGAGCAAGCAAGUCUCCUGGGGUUUCUCCCCCUGCAUAUUUAUCGAUUUCUCUCUCUGAUCGCUGCUGCUAAUUCUUUUUAUGCGUUUGAAGGGUGAAUUCUUGACUGGAGGAAACGCCUGCUUUAAAUAACAAUAAGAGCAAUCAUAUAAUAAAAGAGCGCCGCGUCUUUUGGUGUGUGUUUAUAUGUUGUAUGAUUACGCCGUAAUUAGACGGUCUUCAAUAUAAAUUCGUGCUAAAAUUCCCUUUCCUUUAUUUUCUUAUAAUUGGAAAGAGGAUUUCUAGGGGACUCACGAAAAUCCUCCAGAGAAGGUUGGGACUCGUUCAUUUUAUUUAUAGCUACGAUAUAGAACAGCUAGUCUACUCGGGAGUAAGCUACGUUAAAUUCAAUGGAAACCGUGUAAGCUCAUAUAGGGCGGCAAUUCAAGCCUACGGAAGUAAAUUUCGGGCUGCUAAGCUUGCUCACACGUCCCAUGGGAGCAAAUCCUAUUGGACACGGUGGGACAUACUCCUGAGUAAACAGGUGUAUAGGUUAUGCUUUGUAUUUUACUUUAUUCCUCACGUGACUCACCUCUUUGGAGAUUCCUUGAAGCCCUUCCAGGAAAUGGCAGAUGGAGGCUAGAUUCUGUGCUUCAGCCACCGGAUCGCACAGGGUUCUUGUGUACCUUUAAAAACUGCACUAUGCUGGUGGCGUUUUGUAUGUGUGUGUUUGUAAAAAGUACCCCCCCCCCACGCACACUAUAAAGCAUUUCAUUGGGGCAGGGGCGGUAUGAUUUAUAUGCAAAACGUCCCAGGUUCGGUUCCCGACCUCUCUAAGCAGGGCUGGGAGAAAAUCUUUGCUUGGAAUUCUCAAGAGUCGCUGCCAGUCAGUGUCGACAAUUCUAGGUUGGAUGGACCAAUAUUCCUGGUAUAAGGCAGCUUUUCGUGGGUUUUGUAAGUUUUCAGUUUUCCUCUCAGAGAAUACACAACUGUCAAAUUCGGAGUUCUAUUUAUUUUUCAGCCAGACCACCUGCAAAGUUUCGAUCAUUCCCACUGCUUGAGAUAUUAGCAGAUAAAUUGGAGUUGGAAGGAACCUGGUUGGGAGACUCUACCCACAAGAAUUGUGUUAAGCAAUUGGCCGAAAGAAGGAAAAUCUCUCUCUCUCUUUUUGCUGCCUCCUACUCCAAUGAGAAUUGGGUGCAACCGUCAGUUCGGUUUUAUGCACAGUGUAAAUCCCAGACACGUAGUCUCCACAAAUGCAAACCCUAUUGAGCUCAACGGGGCACCUCUGACCCUCCAGAUGUAGCUGCACUCCAACACCCAUCAGCCCCCCUCCCGUAUGGCCAAUGAUCAGGGAAGACGGGAGUUGUAGUCUAGCAAUACCUGGGUGGGCAAAUUACUCCGUCCCUGAAUUGUAUAGCCUUAGUGCACUGCAAACUCCCGUGGUCUGCGGUGCUUUUCCUCCGCCUUGGGAAUCUGGGUCUUGAUAAGCGCCGCAGCAGAGGCGAAACCGAUUUUUAAACUGGGUUAUUGUGCCGUGACAUCCCCCACCCCAUUAAUCAGGGAUCCUGGGGGUGUAGUAAGAAGCAGCGAGACUGAAACAUCAGGAAAUGAAGACGGAAAUGGUGAAGAGGAGAGGAGCUGGCGGCGGGCAAAUCAAGAGAAACGGCAAAAAAAAUCCCCGCCAAAGCAGCGUUCAUUUUCCGCUAAGAGCACAGGUAACGUUUGGGACUACAUUACCCAAGCGCCUUUCUUCCAGCAAGCCCCGCCUAGCUCUCUCUCUCUCUCUUUCUCUCUCCGCUUAUUGGUGUUGGCCUUUGGCGUUCUGCCGGACGCGUCGUCCCGAUUGGCGGAAAGAGCCUGCCACUCGGCGUUGCUACAGAGACGUGAGUCAAACCUGGGCGAAGGCGCUAUGGCCCCAGUGGACAGCUGCAGCCUCGCGCCCUGCUCGGGUUCUUUCCUGGCGCUUGCAAAGGAGGGAUCCGGAGUGGAAAGGUGAGCAGGGGCUGGGCGGGUGGACUGGAAGGCAGGCAGGCAGACAGGCAGACAUCCUCUAGGGGGAGGAGCAGAGCUGUGCAUCCCCCCUUUGCAGUGCUGUGGCUCGGGAUACACCCCCCUCCCUUAUCUCCGCUGAUUAAGGUUUGGGGUAGGAUAGCUCUACCUGCCUUAGCUCUUGUUCCUUGCUAAAUUCCUCCUGGUUUUGCAGCACGCUGCAGGAUGGGCUUAGCUUGCUUUUGAUGUAACGAUUGCAAAGCCAUUCAUUCAUUUUUUAUUUAAUUUUUUUGCAUGGGGGCGGCGGCACUGAAAGAACGCAACCGUGAUGCUCAACGUUUUAAAUAAAACAGAUCAUUAUUAACCCAGUGUUCAAAGCGAGGUCGUCAUAUUUUCUCUUCUAAGAUUCCCGGAUCAGGUAUUUGGGAUACCCGUUCAGUCUCUCUCUCUCUCUCUCUCUCUCUCUCUCUCUCUCUCUUCCCCGGCUUCCUUGCUCUCUCCUUCCCCUCCCCAGCAGAAUAAGGGCUCAGCAAAUUUGUGCAUCGAGGUGGGUGGGGGAGAAGCAGAGCAACCCUAUUGCACAUAACAGAGGUAUCUUAAUACGGAUUAAUUACCAUCCCAGGCACCUGGAGCAUAUUUCGUGGUGGGUUUUCCUUUCGUGGCUGGUGGUUUCUGAAAGUUCUUAGUGAUUGAUUAAAAUGGAAUAGAAGUGUGUUCUCAGGUACAGUAAGGGGGUGUGUUUUGUAGGCUGGUGAGCAAAGAGUCAUUUGGAGUGGUUGUGAGUUGAGAACUCAUGUGCCUGUGUGUUUCUUAACACUUCUUCAGGGGUUAAUUUUGCAUUUAUCCUGGUGUGUGUGUGUGUGUGUGUGUCCUUAUCCUUAUGGAGAUGCUCCCCCAAAGUACCUGAAGAGGUGGGCCAGCCCCCACUUAUCAGUUCCCCAGGCAGUAACUUAUCUAUCUCCAUUUCCACAGUCACUGAGAUGGAGUGGGGUGGGGGAACAAAACAAAACCCAAACCAAACAAACAAAAUUGAAAAGCAGUUUAUUGAACCAUGAUACUAAAAUGAUCAAUGAAAGCAAGACAGAUAAGGUUGUCUGCAGGCUGAGUUGUGUAAGGUUCUGUUUACAUGUCUUUUCUUGAAGGACCUCAUUCCUUCUUCUCAUAUUCUCCAGAUGGCUACAAUUUUACUUCUUCAAGGUUUUGGUUGGUCCUCAUCAAAUGUAUUCUCUGUGAGGUUUUGCAACUUGAGGCUUACCUGCAAAAAAAGUCCCAUGAAUUGAAAAGGGGAUUUCUUCUCAAGUAUGUGUGUAUUGGAUUGCAGUCUUCACCUGCAAUCCUACACACUAUAUACUUGAGAGUAAAUGCUGUGAAAUCAAUGGGACUUUCUUCCACUUUAGCAUGGUUAGAUCUGGGUGCACAUCUGCUUCCUCAAUAUUAGUCAUAUUAAAAUGAAUUGAAUUGCUACAAACCCAGAACAUGGUCCCCAGCUUUUCUUGGUUCAGAGUAAUGCCAGCACAGAAAUUGUGAAUGACAGUUGUAAGUAAUAUUGCUGUAUUCUCCUUAGUGAAAAGUUUAGCAUUGCAAAUUAAUAUGCAACUAUCAGUGCACAGAUAUUGUGUUAAAAUAACAGUGACACAGAACUGUUGCAUUCCUGUGGUUAGCGAUAUAAAUGUAAAUUCUUGGUAUCUGAAAACUGCAAAACGUUAAAAUAUUUUUAUUUUUUAUUUUUUUAAGAAUAAUUUUUUAUUAACUGACCAAUCACAUCAAAUCAAACCAAAUUACAUAAAUUCCAAAUUACACAGCCGAAUUUUAAAUUUUUGUUGGGGGUACCCAUAUUUCAAGUUCUGAAGGGAUCCAAUCAACUUCUUGCUUCUUACUGCUGUUUUAAUGUCCACAAAUCUAACCUUAUGAUGUUCACAGUACUAUCCAGUCCUUUCUUCUUGUUUUUCCACAUCUCUUGUUGUUAUUUUCAUAUAUUUUUCCUUUCUCUUUGUGACCUCUGAUAAUCUCCACAAGCUGGUUAGACAGUUUGUAAUCCUGUGUGGAUAUUUUUUAUUAUUAUCCAGUAGCCAUAUCCAGACGUUUUCCAUGUAACAUCACUUCCAUACAUCAAAACAGUCUUAGCAUCAUUAAUCUUCACCAAUCUGCCUCCUUUCUCAAAACCUCUGAGGAGAUUCACCAGGAAUGCAGUCUGAAAACAAGUCCGUUCCUUCUCUCAGCUAUAAAUCCUUUGGCAAGAUGGCGACUCCGAAUUAAUUGCUACGCCAUUCCAAAAGCUCUUAUUCCUUCUCGAUCUCCAUAAAGCAUACUUUUGGUUAAAGUUUAUCUCCACACACACCUUAAUCAUUCUGCUUGGGUCAGUUCAACCGACGAUUCUAAUGAGGAGAGGUUCUUGUAAAUCACAUAGAAGGAAAGUAAAAAAGGUCCCCCCCCCCCAUUCAGUCCCGUUGUCAACAUACCCAGCCUUUGGUGUAUCUUCAUCAUAAAAUAUUCCUGUUUCUCCAACCUGUCGUCUUCUUUCGCAGAGGUCACUUAAAUUAGCAGACUUCACUCCCCUUCUUCACUUGAAAUAUGUGCAUUUGCUUCUUUUGUAAUUAAUUAUUCCAAAUUGCUGCAGCUAGUGCGUGAUCAGAGACAGCGUCCAGGAGAGCCAAGGUCCACACAGGGGCAUUCUGCAAAACAUUAAAAUAAACCCAAUGCUUCUCUAAUUCCCAGAGUAGCAGUUUGAUUUCCUUGGCUAAAUAUGUAUGAUCACAGGUGGCUUAUUGAAGUUUUUUUUAUUUCUGUGCUGUCUUUCAUAUAGCUCAGGACUUUAUGAAAAUGGCUAUUUAAAUUCUGGUCAAAAUAAGUAGAUCGGCUAGAACCUCCCAGGCAUCUUACUAAGGAGACAUUAUUUCUCUGUGUGAGUUUGAAUAUUUUCUAAGGAGAUUUUUCUUUUUACAUUUCAUUUGUCCUAAAGAAUCAAGAAUCAGAUUCUACAUUUUUUUAAAGAGUGCAUGGUGUUUUGCCUUUUGGAAACAUACUGGCUUUCUGUAAAAUGAAUUCCAAGGCAUUCUUACAUGCUGAAUCCACACAGGUGUGCACUUUGAUCAGUUUUCAGCGUGUCUGUGGCACAGCUAUUUGUCCCCAAGUUAAUUUUUAGUGCUUCAAAUCUCUCUCUUCCCUAUGCCUCUCUCAAGACUGUCUGUCAUAAUCUCCCAACAAUUGCACUCAGCAAGUAAGAUAUCAUCUUGCAAAGUUUUGAGUGUAUUUAAUGUUCGUAUGGUCUGUGCAUAUGUGUGUGUGUGUAGUCAAAUGAGUAACCCAAUUUGUUUCUUGCUCAAUUGCAGCAGAGCUGUUUAAAGAAGCUUUCUACUCCAGUCCGUGACUCAGAGGCAGAAGGUAAGGUGGCUGCUGUGUAAUAAUAACCUUUUCUUGGUGAUUGACAUUCUGCUAAAAAUGAUAAAACUAUUAUUAUUAUUAUUUAUUAUUAUUAAUGUGCAAGCUUUGGACUCUGUUUGGUGAAUGAAAUGCCGACCAGGAACGUGCUGCUCCAUUGCAGAUGUAAAUGGCUUUCAUGAGCUGUCCUUGCCGUAGCAUUCCUCUUGCUUAGCCACUGCAGUUUUAAGAGGACUGUAGAUAAUUUUUCAAGGUAUUGAAACAUUUAGCCGUGGCUUCCUCUGCCGUGGUUGUCACCUCUGCUUUGUGUCAAUUGCAGAUUCAUUUCGUAAGGAUGUCUCUAUUUUCUGCUUUAUCUGCACAUUGAUAGAUCCUGCAUGACCAGGCUGAGGGAGGCUUUGCUAGGAGAUGACUGUGUUUGGAAACAGACACACACACACACACACACACACACACACACGAAGGAGCUGAAAUCUAAUCUGCUUUUUAGGGGGUCUGUUGGACUCCUUUUGAUUAAAGGAAAAUAUGAGCUCGAUCUGGAGAUUUCUCCCCACUUCCCUGCAUUCUGCUGUGUGUCGCUUUAGCAAAUAGUUUCGCAAACGCAGAAGGAACAGUAACAUCCUGCUUGAUAAGUUUGGCUUCCCUUUGCAUGGAUCAGUUUGGAACGGCUUUAUUUGGAAUCCAUGCAUCUCUUCGCACCGGGGGCACCUCAUACCUGCCAAAUGCUUCCACUGCAGUAGUAGCUGCAUCUUUGUAAGCAGGGGCAGAACAUUAUCAAGUGCCUAAAAAUGGGAGAGGAUGACCCAGCUCCCCUGUGAGGAGAGCAGAACUGUGAUGAGAUUUCCAGCCCCCCCUCAGCACAUGUCAGCCUGAGCACACAUACCCCCGUCCCCCACCGUCCACACAUGUGCAUGGCUCUUGACUUUCCCCCUCUCCAUAUUAUCACAACAACUCUGUAAGGGACAUUAGGGUGAGGGAGAGAGUGUGACUGGCCUCAGGUCACUAAGGGAUCUUCAUGGUGAGUUGGGACUUGAUCCCUGGUCUAUCCCAGGUCCUAGUUCAAUACACUGCCCGGAACACCAUUCUGGCUCUUUCUGAAUACCUCCAUUACUCCCAACUGGGGGUGGGGGCAGAAUAAGAAGGUUCUCAUGAGCCCUCUAGUAACCCCCACACUUUCAGUUAGACUGGAUAAUCUCUUAAGGUUGUGAUAUUUCCCCUCUCCUCUGCAUAUGGUUGACUCGGAAACCUAGAGAUCUGAAAUAUUUUUGUUUUCCAUCCUGGAAGAGUUCAUAGUCCCUGCACAGGCACACACUUCUAGAUCUGUAGGCUUCACGUUAUUAAUAAAAAUAUUAGCGUGUGCAAAUGUCUGUGCAGUGACUUAGUAUAACUCUCUCUAAUUACAGAUUUAAUAUCCCCAUCAAAAAAACAACAAAGAGUCUGGUGGCACCUUAAAGGCCGACAGACUUAUUACAGCCGAAGCGUUUGCAUUUCUUAGCCUUUUAGGUGCCAUAAGACUCUUUGCAAGUUUUGCUGUGACAGACUAACACGGCUAACCCCUCUUGAACUUAAGCUUCCCAUUUUACCCAUGGGGAAACCGAGGCGAAGAGGGAGUAAUUUUCUUUCUUUUUCUUCUCCUUCCAAAGGCCACCCAGGGAGUUAA
Molecule: messenger RNA, 9223 nt
Organism: Podarcis lilfordi (Lilford's wall lizard)
Lineage: Eukaryota; Metazoa; Chordata; Lepidosauria; Squamata; Lacertidae
Source: the annotation of a GenBank genome assembly